Molecule: messenger RNA, 2712 nt
Organism: Vespa mandarinia (Asian giant hornet)
Lineage: Eukaryota; Metazoa; Arthropoda; Insecta; Hymenoptera; Vespidae
Biological process (GO): sensory perception of taste; chemosensory behavior; male courtship behavior
Cellular component (GO): dendrite; axon; neuronal cell body
Source: RefSeq, a predicted model, not a curated record
UCUCUCUCUCUCUCUCUCUCUCUCUCCCUCUCUCUCUCGUUCUCUCUUCUACUUUUUUCUUUUUUUAUCAAACAUAUUGCUAAUUAUUUAUUAAAACAAAAUAUGUUCUCCGAUCAUUUUUUUAUCGCGAUCGUCCUUCGUCUCUUCACAACUGCCGUCGUUUCAAAUAAAUCAGUCUAAGCAGUGUCGGCAUGUAAAAAGCGAGUCUACUUGUUCUUCGAAUCAUUUAAUAUAAAAGAAAAGAACGACGCGUAGAACCGAGGAAAUUAUUUUGCGAAAAAGAAACCAGUUCGGGGUCGUCGCAAAAUGUAUAUCGACGCGUUCCGUGUUCGAAUAAUUUCACGCUGCCUUUCCCUAUAAGAGUAAACAAAAAAAAAUAAACGAAAAAAACUAAGAAGAGCGAUAUAUAUACAUACCAUUGGAGAGGAAUCCCUCGCAAAAUCCUUAGACCGCAAUUCAUACACUUCAAUCGCAAAGUCGAAUCUUCACAUAUAAUCCAUCUAAAAAAAGAAAAAUACCAAAAAAAAGGAAAAAACAAAAAAAGGAAACAGAAGCAACAGGCACACAAAAUUAUAUAUAUGCGUCUUUGGCAACGAUCGCACUUAUAAAAACAAAGAUUAAAAAAAGGAAAAUGAGAAAAAAACCAAAAAGAAAAAAGCAAAAUGUAAUAUUACCCGAUAGAUCGUCGUCGAUCGAGAGCUGCUAAUUAUUCAUUAAUGGAAGAAAAAAGAUAUUUAAAUGACAAAAAGAGAAAUAAGAAUAUAUCUCAGUCUGCAUAUCUCCAAAAGUACUUUAACUCGAUUUGCCGCAUGAUUUGUAAAGGUCGAUGUACAACCAACACGUUAUCGUUUUAUCUCAUUUUAAAUGUUUACUGUAUAAUAAAAAUUGUAAUAUAGUCGUUGGGCAAAUAAAGCUCGUUUUUUCCAAUAUGCAUACAUAUACAUGCGUGUAACGAACGAACAAUGCGUGUCUUUCGUGCGUAGUACUACACAGAAACCAAAUUUAAUUUCCCUAAAAGGGCGUGAUGAAGUCCUUUCGACUAAAUUUAUCACCAUCUUGUAAAUUUUACACGAAGUCAUAACGCAUGAUUUUUACGUUCUCUCAAAAUUGUAAACGUUCCUACCAGCUUUAGUAUCAAACCAUCCAGUAUUCUUGAAAAAUAAACGCGACAUUCAAGUGAUCUUACUCUUAUUUUUUUAAACAUUCGACAAAAUGGAAGACGAAAUGAAUGUGCAAGUUGAACAAAGAACGACAUCGAUGACCGAAGAAACUUUACGCGUGAUAAUUUAUGUCUCUUGGUUUCUGGGAGUUGGUAUAGCCCGUCCGAAAAGAUUACCAAAGUUUGUUACAAUAAUCGUUCGCGUUCUUCAUUUUGGAAUCUGCACGGUAAUCGUCGCGUACGGAGCCAUUGAUUUUUUCACUUUUGGUACUAUUUUCAAGAGCGAUAUUUACAAGAUCAUGUACUAUAUGAACAAGGUCAUGUGCUAUGUCUCAUCCUAUUAUUACGUUUUCCAUGGCAUCAGCCAUUACGGGAAGUGGCCACUGCUAAUGAAUAAAAUAGAAAAAUUAAAUAAAAAGAUCAUACGAGAGGUAUCGAUGAAUGAACGAUCAAUUAAGACGGUUCAGAUCUUGGCCGUCAUAUUGACAUUUUUUUUGGGACCAGUGUCUCUAUUAAUACAUGCUCUCUAUUACUAUUUCACUUUACCAGAAGAGAUAUUCGCUUCCGACCUCCUUCUGUACUAUACCAUCGCUCAGUCUGCAAUCAACAGUUUCGUUUUCGAUACCAUCGUCUACGUGAUCUGUAAUAGAUUUAGAAAGAUCAAUAGAAUGAUUGAGCUACUAGACAACAAGUUGGUUGCUUCCUUAAUCGCAUUCAAGAUUCGUCGUAUAAGAGAAUUACACAAUGGUGUUUGCGAGUUGGUGACUCUCAUAAAUGACAUACAUGGUGUACAGCUUCUUCUUUGCUCGGCCAAUUCGUUCACGAUGGUCGUUGCAACGCUCUUUCGAAUUUACAUGAGUGUUGUUGAGCAUAAUUACACUUUCAUGCUGAUAAAUAACAUCAUUUGGAUAAUCUAUGCAGGACAAUUCGCGCUAAUGUGCUGGGUAUGUACGCUAACCAAUCGAGAAUUCAAGAAGACAGGUGUAUUAAUACACUCUAUCAUUCCAAAUCAUGAGAAAAAGGAUCGCGAUAAACCGUCGUCCAUUCUGGCGAUUUGCAACGAACACGAUUAUUCGUUACAAAUGCAUCAACAACAGCAACACGAAGAUCGUCGACGAAUUUCUCUCGACAUCGGUAGAUUCGGUUUAAACUACUUCAGCAUGGAAAAUCUGUUACGGUCAAAUAUCGAACGUGACUGUGUCAGAAAUGAAAUAAACGAUUUCUCGAAUCAACUUCAGCAACAACCAAUCUCUUUUACCGCCUGCGACUUCUUUGAAAUAAACAACGCUCUCUUGACUGGUUUCAUAGGUGUUAUUACGACUUACUUGAUAAUCCUCGUUCAAUUCUAUCAACCUGAAAACGUCCAAAUCAAAUAAAUAUCAUUAAUGAGAAUCAAUAGAACGAUAAAUAAUAUUCAAACAAUAGUAAUCCUAAUAAAAAUAAGGACGAGUCGGAUAAAUCAUCUAAUUCUUAAAAACAACAUUUAUUGAAGAUUAAAAAAAUAUUCUCAAGCAUUAUCUGAAUAAAAACAUGUACAGUGACGGUCAUAUUCA